CCACCCCUCCACGCCCCCCAUGCCCCUCACGCCCUUACUGCGGCCCUCCCUCUGCUAGCUCGCUCUCUCCUUCCUCCCCUCCCCUCAUUUGCUCCCUCCCUCCCUCCAAGCCCAAUUGCUCAAGCCGCUUCCUUCCCCAACGCCAGCGCCAGUUCCUCUCCCGGUGGGGCCCGGGAAGGGCCGCAAACCUAGACACGGGGACCGCGGCGGAGCUGCAGGACCAUGGCCGAGCCCCGAGGGACCGCGUCCCCGGAGCCCAGGGCCUCCCCGACGCGGAGCGCGCUGAGCCGGCGGAGCGCCCCACAGCCCCGCCCCUCGAGAGUGGACGCCCGCAGCCUGGGCAGGUACCUGGGCAGCGCCGCCGCCUCCCAGGAGCCCCCCUUCCACGGCUCGCUGAUGCUCUCGGCAGCGGGCUCGGGGCGCCGGCGGGGAGCGCUGAGGGAGCUGCUGGGGCUGCAAGGGGCGGCUUCCGCCGGGUGGCUGUCAGAGGAUCGCGCCGAGGAGCAGCCCUCGGGCGGGCCGAACGGAGCAGGCGGCAGCAGGCUGUGCCUGGAGCCCCAGGAGCACGCUUGGAUAUUGGCGGCCGCGGAGGGCCGCUUUGAGGCGCUGCGGGAGCUGCUGGAAGCGGAGCCGGGGCUGCUGCUGCGUAGCGACCCGAUCACGGGCUACUCGGUGCUGCACUGGCUGGCCAAGCACGGGCGCCACGAGGAGCUCAUCCUGGCGCACAACUUCGCCCAGUGCCGGGGGCUGCGGCUCGACGUGAGCGCCCCGGGGAGCGGCGGCCUCACGCCCCUUCACUUGGCGGCCCAGCAGGGCCACGACCUGGUCAUCAAGGUGCUGGUGGGCGCCUUGGGGGCUGACCCCACGCGCCGCGACCACAGCGGCCACCGGGCCUGUCACUACCUGCGGCCCGACGCUCCCCGGAGCCUACUGGAGCUGUCGGGAGCGGAGGACUGGGAGACAGCGGGCUGCAGCGAGCGGAACAAUGCCAACAACAACAGCAGCGGCGGCGCGGUGUGGACGCUGCCAAAGACUCCGAAUGCAGUGGGUGCGACGGCCAUGGAGACAACAGCCAGAGCAGCGGCAUUGCCCCGCAAGAAGGACUCCACAGGCAGCCGGGUAGCGCAAAUUCAAGGCUUUUUUCGCCAAAUGUUCCCCUUCUUCAAGGACCGUUGAGGGAGACUUAGACUGGAGAGCGCGGAGGGACUGCGACCCUGUGGUGAGGCCUUGGUCCUUGGUUGUCCCGUGUCCCACUGAAGGGGCAAUGCCUAGGACGCGGCCUAGUGCGCCGUGCCUUCCAGGAGCAGACCACCUCAGGGGUCUGCCUCAGGUACCUGUCACAGGUCUCCUGCAGCCACUGGCCAGGAGACCCGGGGACCAGGGCCCCCCUAACCCAGAAGGAGCACAGACUAACCUGUCCUGGCCCCGAGUUCCAAAAGGAGUUAGGAGCAGGAGCAUGGUCCUGCCUGGGGGAGGGAAAGUUAAGCUUCCAGUAGCCAUUUCUAAGCAGGCGGAAGCUCUGGGUUUAUUAGGAAACAUUUGCUAGAAGAAUGAGUUAAGACUGUAAACCACUGGUGCAGAGGAAGCGCCUAACUUCAGGCUUGACUUGGUUAUUAAGGGGUCACUUUGUGCUGCUGUAGUCAACCCCAGGCACUCUGUUCCUGAGACAACCAGGCCUUACCGGUACCUUUUCUAAUGUAACACGGAUGACUUAUUAAACAUA
Molecule: messenger RNA, 1723 nt
Organism: Hipposideros armiger (great roundleaf bat)
Lineage: Eukaryota; Metazoa; Chordata; Mammalia; Chiroptera; Hipposideridae
Gene: SOWAHD
Product: sosondowah ankyrin repeat domain family member D
Exons: 1
Coding region: 223-1176 (317 amino acids)
Molecular function (GO): protein binding
Source: RefSeq, a predicted model, not a curated record